Messenger RNA from Solanum verrucosum, 736 nucleotides. RefSeq lists its product as uncharacterized. NCBI's taxonomy places the organism in Eukaryota, Viridiplantae, Streptophyta, Magnoliopsida, Solanales, Solanaceae. The transcript has 2 exons. Bases 14 to 571 code for a protein of 185 amino acids. The record is from RefSeq and is a predicted model, not a curated record.
AUUACUUCAAGCAAUGAAAGAUGUGUUUCUUGAAUCACAUCACAGAUUUUGUGCAAAACAUGUUGAAGUAAACUGGUGCAAAACAUGGAGGUCAGGGGAACUGCAGAAGGUAUUUUGGUGGUGUUCAUGGACCACAUAUGAGGAAGAUUUCAAAGACAAACUCAAUAUGAUUUGUUCUUUAGAUAAAACAGCAGCUGAAGAUUUACUGAAAUAUCCUCCCAAUGUGUGCUGUAGAGCCUAUUUUGACACCGUGUGCAAGAACUAUGAAGUGGUGAACAAUUUCACAGAAUCGGUGAAUAAAUGGAUUCUAGAAGCUAGAGGCAAACCAAUCAUCAAAAUUCUUGAAGAAAUCAGAAUUAAAGUCAUGAACCAAUUGAGAAAAAGGGACGAUGAAGUGAGAUUUUGGGCUACUGAGUUUAGCCCAAAUAGUAUGCAAUUGUUCAAUGAGUACAUGAAAAUUGCUCAAAAAUGUAAGGUUAAUUUCAAUGGUGAUUAUGGAUAUGAGAUCACAGAAGGUUGUGAUAGGCAUACUGUAAAUAUGAUUUUCAAGAGAUGCACAUGUAGACAAUGAGAUCUAAAUGGAAUUCCAUGCCCACAUGCAAUUUCUGCAAUGUUGUACAACAAGUUGGACCCUUUGAGUGAAAUGAGUUGGUGGUAUAGCAAAGAGGCAUUCCUGCUUACCUAUAGGCACAAAUUGCAACCUGUUAGAAGUGAAAAAAUUUGGAAGGUGAAUCCA